AUGACUGCCGCCGAAAAAUAUGAAUACCCUCCAAUUCGUAUGUUUUUUCAUAAGAUAUUUACUGACAACGUGGAAUAAUUGUCGUUUAAAGGACCUUUUAAAUGGCCUUUGAAUGCUUGAAGAACCCUACUAACGAUUAUAGCAUCCGCAAAAGAAUUAGAUGAUCACGACGUACCAUUCCUUCACAGAGACCACUGUGCUGCCCAUUUAAUUAACUAUUAUAAGUGCCUUGAUAAGGGUACAUCAUUCUGUAAUAAGCCAAAGGACGAAUUCUAUAAGUGCCAAUACUUAUCAUUAAAAGAGAGACUCGACGGUCAUAAAUAA
This is a messenger RNA of Debaryomyces tyrocola, 324 nucleotides long. The record is from the annotation of a GenBank genome assembly. Lineage: Eukaryota; Fungi; Ascomycota; Pichiomycetes; Serinales; Debaryomycetaceae.